This is a messenger RNA of Rhinopithecus roxellana (golden snub-nosed monkey), 4768 nucleotides long. RefSeq names its product small G protein signaling modulator 2 (gene SGSM2). The transcript has 24 exons. NCBI's taxonomy places the organism in Eukaryota, Metazoa, Chordata, Mammalia, Primates, Cercopithecidae. The record is from RefSeq and is a predicted model, not a curated record. Gene Ontology annotation, molecular function: GTPase activator activity. Bases 183 to 3341 code for a protein of 1052 amino acids.
GGCUCGGAAGAUGGCUGCGGAGCCGAGCACCGGGCAGUGGCUGCGGCGGCGGCGGCGGCGGCGGGCCGGGAGCGCGGUGGGCUGGGGCUCCGCCUUGCGCGUGGGGCGCUGAGCCGAGAGUCGCGGAGGCGGCGGGGGUGCGGGGGCUUCGAGGGCCGCUCGGCGCCGCCUCCUGCCACACCAUGGGCAGCGCAGAGGACGCAGUCAAAGAGAAGCUGCUGUGGAACGUGAAGAAGGAGGUGAAGCAAAUCAUGGAGGAGGCUGUCACCAGGAAGUUUGUACAUGAGGACAGCAGCCACAUCAUUGCUUUAUGUGGUGCGGUGGAGGCUUGCCUCUUGCAUCAGCUGAGGCGCCGUGCCGCCGGCUUCCUGCGCAGUGACAAGAUGGCGGCCCUGUUCACCAAGGUGGGGAAGACGUGCCCAGUGGCGGGGGAGAUUUGCCACAAGGUACAGGAGCUGCAGCAACAAGCAGAGGGCAGGAAACCCUCAGGGGCCAGCCAGGAGGCACUGCGGAGACAGGGCUCAGCCAGCGGGAAGGCUCCGGCCCUCAGCCCUCAGGCCUUGAAACACAUAUGGGUGCGCACGGCACUCAUCGACAGAGUCCUGGACAAGGUUGUGCAGUACCUGGCGGAAAACUGCAGCAAGUACUACGAGAAGGAGGCAUUGCUGGCAGACCCUGUGUUCGGCCCGAUCCUGGCCUCUCUUCUAGUGGGACCCUGUGCCUUGGAAUACACUAAGCUCAAGACAGCUGAUCACUACUGGACUGACCCCUCUGCUGAUGAGCUGGUCCAGAGGCACCGCAUCCGGGGUCCGCCUACUCGCCAGGACUCCCCUGCAAAGCGCCCAGCCCUGGGGAUCCGGAAACGGCACUCCAGCGGCAGCGCGUCGGAGGACAGGCUGGCUGCCUGCGCCCGCGAGUGUGUGGAGUCCCUGCACCAGAACUCACGGACACGGCUGCUCUAUGGCAAGAACCACGUGCUGGUGCAGCCGAAGGAGGACAUGGAGGCGGUCCCUGGCUACCUCUCCCUGCACCAGUCUGCAGAGAGCCUGACUCUGAAGUGGACCCCCAACCAGCUGAUGAACGGGACUCUGGGGGACUCCGAGCUGGAAAAGAGCGUUUACUGGGACUAUGCCCUGGUGGUGCCCUUCAGCCAGGUGGUGUGCAUCCACUGCCACCAGCAAAAGAGCGGCGGCACGCUUGUGCUGGUGAGCCAGGAUGGCAUCCAGAGGCCGCCGCUGCAUUUCCCGCAGGGAGGACACCUGCUGUCCUUUCUGUCCUGUCUGGAGAAUGGGCUGCUGCCUCGAGGACAGCUGGAGCCCCCGCUGUGGACCCAGCAGGGGAAGGGGAAGGUGUUCCCCAAGCUACGGAAACGAAGCAGCAUACGCUCCGUGGAUAUGGAGGAGAUGGGCACGGGGCGGGCCACCGACUAUGUGUUCCGGAUCAUCUACCCCGGCCACAGGCAUGAGCACAUCACUAUUAACUACCACCACCUAGCGGCCAGCCGCGCGGCCUCGGUGGACGAUGAUGAGGAAGAGGAGGAUAAACUGCACGCAAUGCUCUCAAUGAUCUGCUCGCGGAACCUCACAGCUCCCAAUCCGAUGAAAGAUGCUGGUGACAUGAUCGAGAUGCAGGGCUUUGGGCCCGGCCUGCCAGCCUGGCACCUGGAGCCCCUGUGCAGUCAGGGCUCCUCCUGCCUCUCCUGCUCCUCCAGCAGCUCCCCACAUGCAACCCCCAGCCACUGUAGCUGCAUCCCCAACCGGUUGCCGCUCAGGCUACUGUGUGAGAGCAUGAAGAGGCAGAUCGUGUCCCGGGCCUUCUACGGCUGGCUGGCACACUGCCGCCACCUGUCCACGGUGCGGACCCAUCUGUCAGCGCUGGUGCACCAUAGCAUUAUUCCACCUGACCGGCCCCCGGGGGCCUCCGCAGGCCUCACCAAGGACACGUGGAGCAAGUAUCAGAAGGACAAAAAGAACUACAAAGAGCUGGAGCUGCUGCGGCAAGUGUACUACGGAGGCAUAGAGCACGAGAUCCGCAAGGACGUCUGGCCCUUUCUGCUUGGCCACUACACGUUCGGCAUGAGCAAGAAGGAGAUGGAGCAGGUGGAUGCAGUGGUGGCAGCAAGGUACCAGCAGGUGUUGGCAGAGUGGAAGGCCUGCGAGGUGGUGGUGAGGCAGCGGGAGCGGGAGGCCCACCCAGCCACACGCACCAAGUUCUCCUCGGGCAGCAGCAUCGACAGCCACGUGCAGCGCCUCAUCCACCGAGACUCCACCAUCAGCAACGAUGUGUUUAUCUCUGUGGAUGAACUGGAGCCCCCGGGGCCCCAGGACCCUGAAGAUUCCAGACCAAAGCCUGAGCAGGAAGCAGGAGCCGGGACGCCGGGCACCGCCGCGGUGGAGCAGCAGCAUUCCGUGGAGUUCGACUCUCCAGACUCAGGACUGCCCUCCUCUCGCAAUUACUCCGUGGCCUCGGGCAUCCAGUCAAGCCUAGAUGAGGGGCAGAGCGUAGGCUUCGAAGAGGAGGACGGCGGCGGGGAGGAAGGCCCCAGUGGGCCCGGCCCUGCAGCUCACACUUUCACGGAGCCCCAGGAUCCCAGCCAGGAGAAGCCUCCUCAGGCCGGAGAACUGGAGGCGGGGGAGGAGCUUGCAGCUGUGUGCGCAGCUGCCUACACUAUAGAAUUACUGGACACUGUGGCCUUAAACCUGCACCGCAUAGACAAGGAUGUGCAGAGAUGUGACCGCAACUACUGGUACUUCACGCCCCCCAACCUUGAGAGGCUCAGAGACGUCAUGUGCAGCUACGUGUGGGAGCACCUGGACGUGGGCUAUGUGCAGGGCAUGUGCGAUCUGCUGGCCCCUCUCCUGGUCACCCUCGACAACGAUCAGCUGGCCUACAGCUGCUUCAGCCACCUCAUGAAGAGGAUGAGCCAGAACUUCCCCAACGGGGGUGCCAUGGACACCCACUUCGCCAACAUGCGCUCCCUCAUCCAGAUCCUGGACUCAGAGCUGUUUGAGCUGAUGCAUCAGAAUGGAGACUACACCCACUUCUACUUCUGUUAUCGCUGGUUCCUGCUGGAUUUUAAGAGGGAACUGCUGUACGAGGAUGUGUUUGCUGUGUGGGAGGUGAUCUGGGCAGCCAGGCACAUCUCGUCGGAGCACUUUGUCCUGUUCAUCGCCCUGGCCCUGGUGGAGGCCUACCGAGAGGUCAUCCGCGACAACAACAUGGACUUCACCGACAUCAUCAAGUUUUUCAACGAACGCGCUGAGCACCACGAUGCCCAGGAGAUCCUGCGGCUCGCCCGGGACCUCGUCCACAAGGUGCAGCUGCUCAUAGAGAACAAGUGAGCUGGGGCCAGGAGGCAGCAGCCGUACAGAGCCUGGACCUCGGGCGCCUGGGCUCCGGCAGGGAGAGGUGCAGGGGAAUCACCACCCAGACCGCCCCAGCCACCAGCCGACCCCACCUCUGUUCCUGACAAAGUGACUGUGAGCCUGGGAUCCGACUCCCGGCAGUGCUGACCCUGCAGGGCAAGCCAGGGGCCAGGAUGCCCUCAGAUCAGGGCCAGGAUGGGAGCGGCCAGCCUCAGGGAGCAGCUGCCUUGGGGGACACACCUACUCUACUCCCCAUGAUAACGGGCUAUAGUGGCCUGGGCCCUACUUAGCUGGGGUGGCAGAGGGGAGAGGCUCCGUGCUGUGUCCCAUCUGAGGGUCCCUUUGCAGCCCCAAUAUAUUGUGUGUGCACCAGCCCCAGCUGGAGCAGCCAGAAAUGCUGCCGGUUUAGGCAUAUGUCCUGGGUGCAGGAGGCCUGGGUCGCCUUCAGGCCGCUCCCCUGAGAUUCUGGGGCAGUCAGAAGAUGUGGGCCCUGGGCGGGAGCAGCCCACCUCAGCAGCACUGCCACUGCCUUUGGCCACCUGAGGUGACCCCCAGGCCUCCUGGCCCUGUACAGUGUACCUCUGUGUGUCUGUACAGCCUCACUCCUGCCACCCCACCCUCGCGUUCUGCAUUAGGUACUUCUCUGAAAACCACGUGUAAGUGACGCUCUUGCCAUUGGAUGAUCUGGAAUGCGACCGGAGCACUUGCUCUGAGGAAUGCCAGGGUGAUUGUGUAGGGGAGCAGUCUGGUCACAGCCUCCUCUCAGGGACAGGCCUCAGUUCUGGGGCAGCCCACUAUCUGUCACGGACAUCUGCUGCGUCCCUGGGGCUGGGGAAGGCAGGGGAUGCAUGGGUGUCCCUUCUGUCCCUGGUGAGAAGCAAAGCUAGCUCUGCCUUCCACAUGCAUCUCAGGAUGCCAGGAGGCCUAGGAACCCAGAAACCCCCUUGGAGGAGCUGUGUACACGGGGCUGCCAGGAAGGGCAUAGCUCCUGCCCCCAGGCCUAGGCAUGCUGCUUGCUUGGCCAUCCCCACUUCCUCCUCCACCCCAACACAUGCAGGCUAGGCCUUGCCCUGGGACCUGGAGGCCCUGCCUGGGGCUGGGCCUGUUCACAGCCACCAAAGUCUGGCAGACUCUGUAUUUGAGAAACAUGACAAAGGGCCCUGCACCCUUCUGCACCCAGGACAGCCUCCCAGCCCAGCCCUGCCCCCGGGCAUUGCACAGCCUGUCUGGGGGCCAGACCAUCCUUGUUGUCCAUGAGUCCUCGGCCUCCACCAAGCACGUGUGGCCAUCGUGUGCCUGCCUUAGUAACUCCGUGGUUUUGUGAGGAGCAGAGUGUGUAUGGUUUUUGCCUCAGAAACUAUACUCUUCUGUGUAACAGACCAAUAAACAGCGUUUGUCAACAC